AUGGUAAGCAUUCCUGAGACGACCAUAAGCUCCUCCAAUGGUCGCCGACCUAUUCCCCUUAUUGGGAUGGGUAUGGCAACGUUGGCAGAAGGCAGUGAUGAGGUGAAAGCAGCGGUUGUUGAAGCCAUCAAAGUGGGUUAUCGCCACUUUGACACGGCGGCGCUUUAUGGAACUGAGAAAGCUCUUGGGGAAGGCAUCACAGAAGCUCUGCGACAGGGUCUCAUAAAUUCUAGGGCGGAGCUUUUUGUUACUACCAAGUUGUGAAACUUGGGACUAGACUACGUGGAUUUGUAUCUGAUACACUGGCCAUUAAAGCUAAACCAAGAGGAAUUCAAAGUCCCGAUUCCAAAAGAUUGUAUAGCUGCAAUCAAUAUCAAGGACGUUUGGGAAGGCAUGGAGAAGUGUCAAAAUCUUGGACUCACCAAAUCCAUUGGUGUUAGCAAUUUUGCUCCUCGAAAAAUUGAAGAGAUCCUUUCCUUUGCCAAAAUUCCACCAGCUGUCAACCAAGUUGAGAUGAAUCCACUUUGGCAACAGAAAAAACUCAAUGAAUUUUGCAAAAAGAAUGACAUCCUUAUCACUGCUUACUCACCUUUAGGUGCAUCUGGCACCAAAUGGGGACACAAUAGGGUCAUGGAAUGUGAAGUUCUUCAAGAUAUUGCCAAGUCUAAAGGGAAGACAGUAGCCCAGAUUUCUUUGAGAUGGAUAUAUGAGCAAGGUGUCAGUUUUGUGGUAAAGAGUUUUAACACAGAGAGGAUGAAGCAAAACUUGGACAUAUUUGAUUGGUCGUUGACUGAGGAAGAGUUGAACAAAAUCAGCCAAAUUCCGCAACGAAAACAUGUUUAUCUAAUUGGUUCGUUGGUGACUGAGCCUAAUGAUGUAAUGGCUGAGAUUGAUGCAGAUCUUUCAUUUCAAUAA
Messenger RNA from Lactuca virosa, 915 nucleotides. NCBI's taxonomy places the organism in Eukaryota, Viridiplantae, Streptophyta, Magnoliopsida, Asterales, Asteraceae. The record is from the annotation of a GenBank genome assembly.